CGCAAACCCGUCGGCAACAUCGCGUCGAACUCUCCAGAGGGGCAAUGGCGGACGCGGCGCCUCCGAAAAGAGUCUUACCGGCGCGGGAUCGAGGCAAUUCUAGAGCGAAAAGAAGAGCAUCAUCUCCAGUCCUGCCCGCGGCCACCCCAACUGCCCGUAAAGCUUCGACACUAGAACCCUCGACCGAGCCUCCUCGUCAAAAGCGCAAAUAUACGAAACGCGCAGGUCUUGUCAGAUUUGAGACACCGACAUCGUGUUCGUCGCCCUCCGUGUCCAUCGCUGAAGAAGUCUUACCUACCCGACUCGUGGUCAAUAAGCCUCUGCCUACAUCAAGGGAGAAGCAGUCAACGAGUUUGUCUCCAAAUGAAUACCAAUCCAUUGCAGAGAGCGCCAUCCUCGCGGCGUCCCUCCAUCGAUCUCGCAUGCAAUGGCUAUGUGAUGGGGUUUUCAAGAAGUAUUGGGUCAAACCUGUCAAAAGGAAGGGCGUGAUCGAGGCUCCCCCAAACAAUCCCGACGGCAAGACAAUGCACAAGCUUGGAGGUGCUACCAUCACCAUUGAGCCACAUAUCUUUGAUGCUAUCUUCUACACCGUGAAGGAUUCGUCCGUUCCUCAACCUCAACCAUACCACCGACAUCCCAACCAGCACACGGCCAAGCAGAUGAUACCUCCCCCGCCUCCAUAUGGCAUGUAUCAUUCACCUGGUCCGCAUCAAGCUGGGCGACCUUCUGUCACUGGACCGACGCCACCGCCCCAGGGACAUGGACCACCUCCAACACCAACUCCUGCUGCACAGGCACAGCCUGCCCCGUCUCCUAAUCCUCCGGCUACUCAGCCAGCUUCUUCUACCCCCACUAGCGGUCCACCGAAGGCAAUGAACCAACAAUCUACACAGUUGCAAACACAAAAUGCCCCGCCUCCGUCUCAACCUGCAUCGGCCGCGCCCUCGCCCAAAACGCCAGUUCAAACACCACGGUCAGAUCAGAAGCAGCCGAGUCAGCCUCCUGGUGGGAGACAGAGCACCACUGACCCAGUCAUCCAGAUGCUAGCCGCGAGAGCUGCCUCUGAUCCACAACUCAAGGAACUGAUGAAGGUGGUGGCGACAUCAAAAGCAUCGCCAGAACAACUCAAAGAGUUCCAGGCUCAUAUCGACGAAUUCAACGAAGUAGUUCGACGACAGGAAGCUGAACGACAGGCAAAAAGCGAGGAGCUAUCAUCAAGUAAAACAUCAUCGGACCCCGCCGUCCCUGUAUCUGCCGAAGGCGCAAAAGAAAUGAAGUCCGACUCCAAACCACCAACACCGCAACAGGCAAUUCCUGUACAAACUCCAAAGCCUGCCCCUGCCCCUGCCCCUGCCGCGGCACAUCCCUCAACAUACAGCACACCGCAGGCACCACCACGUCCACCAGCCCAUCCGCCCGCAAGUGGGUUGCCUGGAGUGAUGCAUACUUUCCCUCAUCAAGCUCAUGGCUCGAAUAUGGGCGGACCGACGGGUGCAUAUGUGGGAUACCAUGCCCCCCCACCUCCACCGCGGCCGGAGCCCAUUAUCAAACACAUUGUACUAGAGAUUACGAGCACUCCCUCGGGCAGCCAGCCGGCGUCUACCGAUCGUUGGCUCUUCCCAGAAUAUGCAGUGUUGGAACUACGACAAGGAGGCCUGGAAAUGCUCUGUUCUUUCCUGGUAGAACGCCGCGGCUCUGAAAUUCUCGCCGGCAUGGGCAGCCAGUCUGCAGAAGAGGACAUUGAGACGCCGCAUACUAAAUGGAAGGCGGAGCAGGAAUACUAUGUGCCGGUAACCAUGACCGUCAAAGCGACUAACCAUCGCACGAUAGAGACCAUUGCUCGGGCUGCCAAGUUACUGCCGCAAGUACAAGAAUACAUGAGGAAGGUACUCGACAAAGGGGAGCGAGCGCCCAGAGAAUAUCUGGUCCACCAACUGCCACGCGAAGUGACUGUGGGGGCGGAUGGGACGGAAGGGUUUGUCGACAGUGGAGUGGAACUUGCAAGUGAAUCCUCUUCCGAAGACGACGAAUUGAAAGAUGUGUAUGGUAUAUAGAAAGCAAUGGAGCUGGCGAUCGUCAUGAUUAGUUGCAGUUCGGUUGGGUGAAGCCGGAAAUGAGCACGAAUACCUGGUAUCAUUUACUACUACGAGCGUACCAGAAGUGGACAGUUCAGCGAUCAGCGAAGACAAAUUUCAAAACCACCCACUUAUGCUCGUACGGUGGCACUGGUGGCACUCCGUAC
Molecule: messenger RNA, 2242 nt
Organism: Exophiala xenobiotica
Lineage: Eukaryota; Fungi; Ascomycota; Eurotiomycetes; Chaetothyriales; Herpotrichiellaceae
Exons: 1
Coding region: 45-2054 (669 amino acids)
Biological process (GO): chromatin remodeling
Cellular component (GO): Swr1 complex
Molecular function (GO): ATP-dependent H2AZ histone chaperone activity
Source: RefSeq, a predicted model, not a curated record